This is a messenger RNA of Struthio camelus australis, 1264 nucleotides long. NCBI's taxonomy places the organism in Eukaryota, Metazoa, Chordata, Aves, Struthioniformes, Struthionidae. The record is from RefSeq and is a predicted model, not a curated record.
GGUUGAUACGAGCAGAAUUGUGCACAUCCACUCUGUGAUCAUCCUGCGCCGCUCCGAUAAGAGGAAAGACCGUGUGGAAAUUUCUCCGGAGCAGCUUUCAGCUGCUUCUACUGAAGCGGAGAGGUUGGCUGAAAUGACGGGACGUCCCAUGAGAGUUGUGGGCUGGUACCACUCUCAUCCUCAUAUCACUGUCUGGCCAUCGCACGUGGAUGUCCGCACUCAAGCUAUGUAUCAGAUGAUGGACCAGGGUUUUGUAGGGCUUAUUUUCUCCUGUUUCAUUGAGGACAAAAACACAAAGACAGGCAGGAUUCUCUACACUUGUUUCCAGUCCAUUCAAGCCCAGAAGAGCUCAGAAUACGAAAGGAUUGAAAUUCCUAUUCAUGUUGUCCCCCAUGAAACCAUUGGGAAAGUGUGCCUGGAAUCAGCUGUAGAGCUGCCCAAGAUCCUUUGCCAGGAAGAGCAAGAUGCCUACAGGAGGAUUCACAGCCUCACCCAUCUAGACUCCGUAACCAAGAUUCAUAAUGGCUCAGUGUUCACGAAGAACCUCUGCAGCCAGAUGUCUGCCAUCAGUGGGCCGCUUCUUCAGUGGCUGGAGGACAGACUGGAGCAGAACAAACAGCGGGUGCAGGAGCUGCAGCAGGAGAAAGAGCAGCUUUUGGAGGAACUAGCUGCUUUGGAGUGAAGGAGGAAACGCAGACCUUCCAGAAAAGAGACAUGAAUAAAACCUACAAGACCUACCUGUGGCUGAGGAGUGGCCCCAUAUUGCCUUCCAGUGAAGAUGCUAGCUGUGCCUCUUGCUCCUUGCAGCAGAGAGCACUCCUACUGGAUAAGGGCUCCCAUCUGCCCCAGCUUGAUGGAGAGCAGUGGCGUCUCUCCAGGUGCUCUGUGAAGCAGUGCAAGUCUAGCUCAGUGGUAGGGUUAGGUAGCAUCUCUUGGUAGAAGAGACUUCAGUUCUGGAGGGUGCGCACCUAGGGAACGUGUUUCCCCCUUUCCUAUGUUUUGACAGAAGUCUUACUGCUUUACGUGUUUACCAGGAGCCUAGAACAGGAGGAUUAGAGGGGAAGGGAGUUAGUCUCCCUGCAGUCAUUUCUCAUGCUGCCAAUUUCUGCCUUCUUCUAGUAGCUUCAGUCAACCGUGAUCUUGCCUCUAGUAAUGUUCUGGAUUACUGGUUAUCCACCCAGGCAGGUAAAAGGUGGGAGGGAUCUUGGACAUAGGAUCAAUGCUCUGUGUAACUUCAAACCAAAUAAAGAAUUCCAAAGCCAGA